Messenger RNA from Chironomus riparius, 8296 nucleotides. The record is from the annotation of a GenBank genome assembly. Lineage: Eukaryota; Metazoa; Arthropoda; Insecta; Diptera; Chironomidae.
CUAUUCUCAAAUUUUAUUAUAUUUGUGUUUUGAUAACAAAACAACACAUGUUUCCAAUGAUAUAAUAAAUAUGUAUGGAGCGAAAAUUUCCCAUAUAUAGACGAAAACUGUGUGCGCUUGUUGAAUUUGUCGAGUUGAUAAUGAAAAAAAAAAAAGGCAAAGAGAGGCGAGCAAAAAUAAUUGCUUUAGUAUAUGUUAGACAUUCGUCGCGAAAGCACGUCGUUAUGCUUUAGGUGUUGAUGGGUGAAACAAGUUGUAAUAAUAAAAUAUAAUAUAUAUCUAUAUAAACACUUUACUGAUAAAAAUCAAAGUUUCGUGCCUGACUCAUUCACAAGAAAAGAAAGAUUUAAAGAACAAGAAAAAAUAAAUAAAUAAACGUAGUAACACUUACGUAAUUAAUCAUAUUGGAGAGUUAUUAGUUGUUGAUAGUUAUCAUAGGAACUAAAAUCGUGUUUUUGUGUGAAUUCAUGCUUUUCUCUCAAUUUCCGGAUCUAUCACAUUUACACCCGCCUUUGCAAAAAAUAAGACAAGUACGAUCGACAAAUUAAUAUGUUCUUGAGAGUCACGCGAAAAGAUGUGCAAUUUUAGUGUUUACAGCGAAGUCGAUUCCUAUUAAAAAUACAGUUUGUGCUUUUUUUCAAAGUUGUGAUAGAUGCAAACAUUGAAUAAAUAUGUCUUGAAAUUGCAUAUAGACAACAUGUUGCAUGUGAGCUACAAGUAAAUAGAUUCACGUACAUAUAAUUUGAAAGGAAUAAUAAAUGAGUUUUAAAAUAUCAUAAUGUGAUAUUGUUUAUAUAUUUAAUUGUGUACAUAAUUCAGACAAUAUCACUAGAAUAAAGCAUUCAGAUAAUGAAAUGAGACGUUACAAAUCUCUCAAGGACUUGAAAAUAAUUGGAAAUAAUAACAAUAAUAAAAUGCAAAAUCAAAACAAUUCAAAACGAAGUGGAAGCAUGCUUAACGCUUGUAUAAGUCUCGGUAACCCUUUCGAUGAGAAUGAAUACAUAAAAUAUCCAGUUCUGUACGAGCUCAGUCACAAAUAUCUCAAUGACAAUCAGCCAGAAGCCAAUUUACCUGAUAGACUAGAAGAAUUAAAAGAAGCCAUCAGAAAAGAAAUUAGAAAAGAAUUAAAGAUUAAAGAAGGUGCUGAAAAAUUGAGAGAGGUAGCGACGGAUAAGCGUGCAUUGUCUGAUGUUGCCUCGAUAGUUAAAAAAAGUAACACAAAACUCCAAGAACUGAAAUCAGAGCUGCAUGAGCUCGAGAGCCAAAUUAUUUUAACGCAAGCCAAUAGUAAUGGAAAAGAAUAUCUCAAUUCAUCACCUACGCCAGCAAAUUCCAAUUCUGUUUCCCAAUCGGACAAUUUGGAAGCAUCAAAUGAUAAGCAUUUGCAAUCACUGGAGAAACAGUUGACGAUUGAGAUGAAAGUUAAAAAUGGGACUGAAAAUAUGAUACAAUCGAUAUCUCAGAACUAUCAGAGUCGUGAUAAAAAGCUCCUUGCUGAGGCGUAUACUAUGCUCGAAGAUUCAAAAGCAAAAAUUGAAUUCCUUAAAUUGAAAAUAUUGAAGGUCAAGCAGAAUCGCCAAAUGAAUAAAACAUUAGAGAACGGAGAGCUGAGAUCAAAUGAGCAACUGGAAACAACAUUGGAAGAGCGCAUAGAAGAAUUGCGUCAUCGAUUACGUAUCGAAGCGGCAGUUGUUGACGGAGCAAAGAAUGUGAUUAGGACCUUACAAAGUACUAAAACAAUUGACAAAAAGGCCUUGCAAGAGAAAAAGGAUAGAUUUUGGUUGAAGAUGGCAACAAUAUCAAAUGAAUAUAACGAAGAAAAGAAUGGCGGUGGUGAUUAUAAUGAAAGUAGUAGCAGUGGAAAUGAAAUGACUGCUGAAUGGAUUGUUAAAGCUAAGCUUACAAUAUCGAAACCCAAAAAGAAAGCACUUUCAUUUAAUGCGAGUGACUGUGGCGCCAGAAGAUCAAAGGGGAGUCCGUGUCGUGUAGUUUAUAAAUGGUCAUCCGAUGGAAAAGAUCAAGCACAACAGCAAAAUCUCACAAACAUAAUCACAGAGAAGUCUUUGAAAACUAGACCGCAACCUACGCUACAAAAUGAUGAAAUUGAUUCAUCUGAUCCACAUAAAAAUAGUAAAAAUCUUAAUGAUAUGCUCAAAAGCACCUGUAAUAUUGUAUUGACCACAGAUAUUUGUCCAAAUGCUAUGAUUGAGAGCAAUAACAAUAAUGUCCAACAUGAUAGAUGUACGACACACACCUACACAUUUUCGCCAGAUCAGUGUCAGGUAUUUCACGAAAUUUCACAACCAAGACAAAUGACUGAGGAGGGAAUUUUAGUGUCGAGAGAUGUGAGCUGUCAGACGAGUGACUGUGAGGUGAUACCAAUAAGAAAAAAGUCUGAUAAUUUUAAAGAACAAAAUAUCAAUCGAUCAUCAAAUGUUGAAGGACGAAGAAAGGCAUAUAGUGGACAUAGAAGAGCAACAGACUCAAUAGUAUCGUCAAAUUCAGUGCAAAAAGCUGAAGGAUACCGCUUAACGCCUUCACGAUCGCCAAGACAAUCAUCCCCUGCCUUUUCAAAUCCUUCAGCAGCAAAUUCUGUGAAAGACAAAAAGAAACCACCAAGAACUGUUCAUAUUGAUGUUUAUUGUACAGGCUCAGAAGCCGAUACAAAUAGUAGCAACUCAUCGUCGCCUAAUAUUGUCGACGACAUAGCAAAUUUAAUGACCCAAGCUCAAACUGUUAUGGAUGCUGAUGAUAUGGUAUUAAAGCAUAGAAGAGUUAUUUCAAGGGGUGAAUUGCCGAAAAAAUUGAUAAAGGACCAAAAAGCUACUAAAAUUGAAGUUACUGAACCCGACGACGACAUUCAACAGGAACAAAUUUUUGACUUUUCGCAGGUUCUUCUACAAAAUAAUGUGAACGAUAAAGAAGAAGUUAAUGAAAGCAAGCAAAUGCUUUUUAAGAAAUAUCUAGGUGAUCAACGCCAAAUACUUAAGUUUAAUGAGCUUAGAGCGUUGAUGAUGCGUCGUCAAACAAGCGAUGAUGCAAUCAGCAGUAAUUAUGCUAACUCUAGUUAUUCAACUGUUCGUGAUUUGACUUCAAGUUCUUUGGCGUCUGGUGUUAUGGAUUCGCCUACAAUUAUAAAUUUUGAAGAUAGUGAAUGGAAGGAAUUAGAUGUUGCAAUACAAACUGGUGAUUUCAUUACUCCAAUUGGAAAUUUUCAAUCAUGGGAUAAGACCGAUGACUAUGAAAGAAUGAAAGAUUUUAGAAAUCUUUGGAAAGAACAACCAAAUGACUUGCUCAGGCAGAGACAAUUAAUGGAAAACUUUUUAUUUGAUCCACCUUUACAUCGAGGAGAUCACUCAGAACAGUCAGGAAAUUUUUCAGAGUCAGACCAUAGUUUUAAUUUUCAAAAAUCAAAUGAAUUGGGAAAUAUAAGCGAUUCGAGUCCUUCAACUGUUAUUAGUUAUUCACAUAAGAAACAAAAGAGUGAUUCUUUACCAACUCAGAUUCCAAAAGUGAAGAAAGAAGUUAAUAGAAAAUCAAUGGAACCAAGUACAGUGUCAUCUUCACUGAAAUCUGGAACCUAUUCAAAAGAUCAUUUAAAUUUAGCCAAUAGAUUUGGAGCAGUUCUCAAAACAUUAAGAAAACCAGGACAUCAUGUUGGUCCAGUUAGAAAUCCAACGUGUUUGUGUGAAACUUGCAAGAGAUGGAUGUUGGAAAGAGAUCAAGUUCAAGGACGAGAACGGGCUUAUUCAUUUGGGGAAACGCCAAUUACUCAAACAACAUUCUGGAAAAGAAAUAAUCGUUAUUACGCACAAGGACGUUUGAUAGAAUCUUCAAGGAAGUUAGAUUUAUUAAGGUUUGCACUUGAAUUACGUCGCGCAGAUCUCCCACCUGACUCGGAAGCAGCAGCUCAACUUAAGACUGAACUACAAAAUGUUCAAGCCGCAAGUCCUGUACCUGUUCAAUACACAUCGUUGCAUCCGUUUCGUGCUGGUAAUCAAGGAAAACCUUCGAAUUUCUUAUCAUUGUCUCGUUGCGCUGCUGUUACCGGUAAACUUGAAGUGCGUCUAAUGGGUUGUCAAGAUUUAAUUGAGGACGUUCCCGGACGAUCGAGAAGAGAUAAAGAUUCCAUAUCGAGUCCAAGUGGAGACUUGAAAAGUUUUGUUAAGGGUGUAACAAGUCGUAGCUCAUCAAAAAGCUAUAGUGUUAAGGAUGAUGUAUCGUCAGAAAUUAUGGCUGUAAUAAAAUUGGAUAAUACAACAGUUGCUCAAACUUCAUGGAAGCCUUGCUCGCAGCAAGCCUGGGAUCAAAGAUUUUCAAUUGAUCUAGACAGAUCCCGUGAACUUGAAAUUGGUGUUUAUUGGCGAGAUUGGCGUUCUUUGUGUGCUGUAAAAGUUUUAAGAUUAGAAGAGUUUAUUGAUGAUAUCAGACAUGGGAUGGCUCUUCAAUUAGAACCACAAGGUUUGUUGUUUGCUGAAAUCAAAUUCCUUAAUCCAAUGAUUUCUCGAAAACCAAAAUUGCAACGUCAAAAGUUGAUAUUUAAUAAGCAGGCAAAAAAUAUUCCAAGAGCAAAACAAAUGAACAUAAAUAUAGCAACAUGGGGUCGAUUACUAAAAAGAAGUGCACCAAGUCAACAGCAAAAUAAUGUAGCUCAAACACCAACAACAAGUCAUCAAUAUGGAAAUGGAUCAUCUGGUACUAUACAGCCAGUACAGUUAGAGUUUGAUGAGCCACAACAGCUCGAUCCUGAUGAGACUGCGGGUGAAAUUCCAAAUGAAAAUAUUGCGGGUCUAAGUGGACAAAGACCUUUAGGCAUGCAUGGAAUUAAUGUUUUACCAGAAAGUCCACCUCAGCCACAACCAAGAGCUUAUCAACCUCCACCGCCUGUGAAACAAAAGAAAUCACAAAUGCCACAACCACCUGCAUUACCACCAAAAGUUCACGAUCAUGAGGAAUAUCAUCAGUCACGUGAAAUGUCAUUGUCACCACAGCCUCAGAUGUCUCUAGAUGUUGAUCUCUUACGUCCCGUAUUGUCAAUGCCACCAGUAGUUUUAAUGGGAGAAAGUAGUAACAGUGGAUCAGGAAACUCUAGUCCACGUCUUAACAUUCAUUCGAUUCCACCAAGCCCUAUCGUUGAGAUGCCUCCAUCUCCUGCUCCAAUGCCUGUGGUGGAAUUUCCAUCCGAAGAAGAUGUUUAUGAAUACGAUGAGCGCAGUGAAUUCGUUGAGAUCGUUUCGAAUUUCGAGAAUUUAAGUAUUCCUUCAGUUCCAUCACAACCACCAUUCCUCUUACAGCAUCACCAACAGCAUCAAGCAAGUACAUCACAAUAUCAAAAUCAGUAUCAACCAUCAGCCGCACCUCAUAACGUGAUACAACAGCAAAAUAUACCUUCAACCCAUCACGUUGAUCAGCAACAAUUGCAGCAAAGCUUAAAUCAUGCAAAUAGUAAUAAUAAUAAUAAUAAUCGUCAACGGCAGAAUGUUGCACGCGGUUUACAGUAUCGUGAUAGUGCAUACGAAUCACGACGACAUUCCCAAUCGAUGGGAAUGAGUUUGGAUAGUUUUAGAUUAUUGAGUGUCCUCGGACGAGGACAUUUUGGUAAAGUCAUUCUCUCUCAAUAUAAGAAUACAGGUGAAUACUUCGCGAUAAAGGCACUUAAAAAAGGUGACAUUAUAGCGCGAGAUGAAAUCGAAUCACUGCUCAGCGAAAAGAGAAUAUUUGAAGUUGCAAAUACAAUGAGACAUCCAUUCUUGGUCAAUUUGUUUGCAUGCUUUCAGACUGAACAACAUGUUUGCUUUGUAAUGGAAUAUGCAGCUGGUGGCGAUUUAAUGAUGCACAUUCAUACUGAUGUUUUUAGCGAGCCUCGUGCCGUCUUUUAUGCAUCAUGUGUCGUAUUAGGUUUACAGUAUCUUCAUGAGAAUAAAAUUAUUUAUCGUGACUUAAAAUUAGACAAUUUAUUGCUGGACACGGAAGGAUACGUCAAGAUAGCUGAUUUUGGACUUUGUAAGGAAGGAAUGGGCUUUGGUGAUCGUACUGGAACAUUCUGUGGAACUCCAGAAUUCCUGGCGCCAGAAGUACUAACAGAAACUGCAUACACAAGAGCUGUUGAUUGGUGGGGCUUGGGCGUUUUGAUAUUUGAAAUGCUUGUUGGAGAAUCACCGUUUCCAGGCGAUGAUGAGGAAGAAGUUUUUGAUUCUAUUGUCAACGAUGAAGUUCGUUAUCCAAGAUUCUUAUCAUUAGAAGCUAUCGCCAUUAUGAGAAGACUUCUUCGUAAGAAUCCAGAGAGGAGGUUAGGCAGUUCAGAACGUGAUGCAGAAGAUGUUAAAAGGCAGGCCUUUUUCAGAGGCAUUUCUUGGGAUGAAUUGUUGCUACGCAAAGUCAAACCUCCAUUUGUACCAACAAUCCGCUCAAUGGAAGAUGUGUCAAAUUUUGAUGAGGAAUUUACGUCCGAAAAAGCUCAAUUAACGCCACCGAAAGAGCCAAGACAUUUAUCAGACCAAGAACAGGAUUACUUCAAAGAUUUCUCAUACAUGGCAGAUUGGUGCUAAAUUAAUUAACAUAACAUUAACUAAGUAUAAAGUAUGAUUGACUUGUCGGUAUUCUUUGAAUGAUUUAUGAUUUAAACAAUUAUCUCUUAAUUAUUAUUAACCAGAAUUCAUCUCUACUCCCCUAAAAUAUAUUGAUUUUACAAUAAAAGAAAAAUAAUAUCAAUUACUGUAAUACAGCAGCAGCUACUGUUAGUAUAGAAUUUAUGAUGAUAACAUUAGUUUUUAAUAAUUAGGCAUGUUGAAUAACUAGGGAAGAAGAGACGAGAAUUUACUUUUAAUUUAAUUACACUUUUGAUUAAUAUAGAAAUUUUUUAUGUCAAAUUAUGAUCCCAUUAAUCUAUCAAGGAUGAUUAGUAAAGAGACACACUAGCUUAAUACUUUUAUAUCUAUUAAACCCUAUUAAGUUUUUAUUCGUGGCAUAAGAAAAUUUAUCCAAAAUUGAAGAAACUUAUAAAAAAUAUAAUAACACUGGUCCUUGAUCUUGGCCAAAUAGAGUCACUAAGACCAUAGAAGCACGAAAUUUAUUAAAAAUCACUGUUUUAUUCAUCUCCACAAGUCUUAUCAUAUUGUUUUUUACAUAUCAUAGUAGUGCUUCUUUUCUAUCCGUUAAAUACUUUUUGAACUUAUGAGCAGUUGAUAGCUUGACAUCAUUUGAUUCUUACGACUCGAAUUAUAAUUUUAUGCUAUUAAAAAACAACAAGAAAUUGAAGAAACAUAUUUUCUCAAGACACAAAAAAGCAAGGAACCAUGAAGAUACAUCAAUUUUUAGAUGAAAUAGAUAUGUGUGUUCGUUCAAAGAUCCAUUGGGGUUUUCUAUCAAGUCAUUUGACUUCAAAUAACCCUUCGAUCGAUUUAUGAACAACCUUAAUGCGAAUAUUUUGACAAAUGAAAAGAAAUAAAAAACAAAGCAAAUUCACAACUUUUAGAGCUUUUAUGAAUAAUGUAAGGACUUACAAAUUUUUUGCGUAGCGAAGAUACUAUGAAAAAUGAUAAGUAAUAUCGUUGCCUUUAUAAAUAUUAUCAAAUGAUGAUAAAUAUUGUUUCACAAAACAUUUUUUGCUGUUGAUACAUAAGCUAGGUAUAUGAAAAUUCUGUUGCAUGCAUAGUUAAAUGGAAAUUUUUACUUAAAAAUUACAAAAGUCCAGAUGUUAUUGAUCGAGGGACUUCAGCGCAUUUUUGACGCAGCGAUCAGUAUUUGAUUAGCAAGUUAAGGCGAAUUAAAACAUACCCUUAGAACUCAUUACAGGCUGUAUUUUCCAAAUUUUAUGAAUUACGUACAAAAUCAUACGAAACUUAAAAAAUGCCCGGCGAAAUAAUAACUCGAUAAAACUGAGUUAAUCGAACAAGCCCGAGCUCUCUACGAUGUAUGGUUAACGAGAUAUCAGCUUGCCCCGAGCAGCCUGCCGAUCAAAGUAAGUUAUUAAGCUACCAUUUCGCAAAAAAAGUUUUCAAAAAUGCGCUAAAAAUGAAUGAAUAAAAAAGUACGUGAUAAAAAAUGUUGUUCAUCAUAUUGAAGAAAUUGAAAAAGUUCUUAAAACUGAAUUCGUUAUUAGAAACUUAGCAUGAAAAUAAAAUGAAUUAAUUGUCUGCUACUAUUCUAAAUAAAUUUAUUAUAUGAUAUAAAAGAAACUCUUUAAUUUAUUACCUACAUUGGCGAAAAUGUUUUUGCCCCAUAAUUAAAUUUUUAAUGACAUAAAACAAGUUGUAAUUGUAGAACGACACGAAAGAAAAAUUAAUUAUAAUAAAAA